Molecule: messenger RNA, 6577 nt
Organism: Ficedula albicollis (Collared flycatcher)
Lineage: Eukaryota; Metazoa; Chordata; Aves; Passeriformes; Muscicapidae
Gene: WDR45B
Product: WD repeat domain 45B
Exons: 11
Coding region: 221-1255 (344 amino acids)
Biological process (GO): nucleophagy; protein localization to phagophore assembly site; protein lipidation
Cellular component (GO): extrinsic component of membrane; phagophore assembly site membrane; cytosol
Molecular function (GO): phosphatidylinositol-3-phosphate binding; phosphatidylinositol-3,5-bisphosphate binding; protein binding
Source: RefSeq, a predicted model, not a curated record
CCCGCCGGGACUCGGCCGGACUCCGCUCCGCUCAGCCCGGCUCUGGCGGGUUCGGCUCAGCUCGGCCCGGCCGGGCUCGGUCCCGCUCGGCUCCUACGGGCUCACUGGACGUGGCCCGACUCGGGCGGGCCCGGCUCGGUUCGGGCUCCCGCGGCGGGGCUGAGGCGGGCGGGCGCCGCCAUGGUGUGAGGGGCGGGGGCGAAGGGGCCGAGCCGGAGCCAUGAACCUGCUACCGGCCAACCCGCACGGGAACGGGCUGCUCUACGCCGGCUUCAACCAGGACCAUGGAUGCUUUGCAUGUGGAAUGGAAAAUGGAUUCCGAGUUUAUAAUGCAGAUCCACUCAAAGAAAAAGAGAAACAAGAGUUUCUAGAAGGUGGUGUCGGCCAUGUGGAAAUGUUGUUCCGUUGCAAUUAUUUAGCACUAGUAGGUGGAGGGAAAAAGCCGAAGUACCCACCCAACAAAGUCAUGAUCUGGGAUGACCUGAAGAAGAAGACUGUCAUUGAGAUAGAGUUUUCCACAGAAGUCAAAGCAGUGAAGCUACGAAGAGACAGAAUUGUGGUAGUCUUGGACUCGAUGAUUAAAGUUUUCACGUUCACACACAAUCCCCACCAGCUGCACGUCUUUGAAACCUGCUACAACCCUAAAGGUCUCUGUGUCCUUUGUCCAAAUAGUAAUAAUUCUCUUCUUGCAUUUCCUGGAACACACACUGGGCACGUGCAGAUCGUGGAUCUGGCUAACACGGAGAAGCCUCCUGUGGACAUCCCAGCUCAUGAAGGAGUCUUGAGCUGUAUCGCUUUGAACCUGCAGGGAACAAGAAUUGCAACAGCAUCAGAAAAAGGGACCCUCAUAAGAAUAUUUGAUACUUCAUCAGGGCAUUUAAUCCAGGAGCUACGUCGAGGAUCACAAGCAGCCUAUAUAUACUGUAUUAACUUCAACCAGGAUGCUUCCCUCAUCUGCGUCUCCAGUGACCACGGCACAGUCCACAUUUUUGCUGCAGAAGACCCAAAAAGAAAUAGGCAGUCAAGUUUGGCUGCUGCCACCUUUCUCCCCAAAUACUUCAGUUCCAAAUGGAGUUUUUCCAAAUUCCAGGUUCCCUCAGGCUCUCCGUGCAUUUGUGCCUUUGGAACAGAGCCAAAUGCUGUCAUAGCAAUAUGUGCAGAUGGCAGCUACUACAAGUUCUUAUUCAACCAAAAAGGGGAAUGCUCAAGAGAUGUGUAUGCUCAGUUCCUAGAAAUGACAGACGACAAGCUCUGACUGAGGGGAGGGGAGUGCACGGCUCAAAGCACUGCCUCGGCCCCCCUGCACCUUUGAGGGACAGAUCUGAGGGUCUAGUACUGAUCCAGAAGUUCAGCAGAGCUCACGGAGAAGCCUGGCUCAACAUGAUCACAAGCGUUCUGAAGUAGUGGACUACAUAUGUUUGUUCUCAUUUCUGCAAGUAUUCAUCAUUAAAAUCUCUUUGGGUUACUGUCACCAACUCAAGUUUUCAAGAUGUGGCUUUCAACAAGCUUGUGCCUCUUGGGUUUCUCUUUAGUCCAAACUGUGACAUGACUGUAGCUCCAACAAGAGUGCCUGCCACAGGGAAAGCUCUGCGGGGGCUGUCCGCACCUUCGGCUGGCCUUAGGAACAGGGAUGUGAAAGCAGAAGAUUUUAGGCAUUGCUUCACUUCCACUGCAUGGCUGGGAGUGGGAGAACACUGAGUCAUGCUUUCUCCACCAGGGGUCCUGCCUCCUCCCUCCCCUGGCACAGCUGAGGGAACAGGAAAGGUGACAAAUAUGGAGCAAGGGACACCUGUUGAUCAUGUCCUGCUUGUCCUGUGACCUGGUGCCUGGGGCUGGGUGGUCCUGCCAGUGCUGCUUCAGGUGAGGGAUCAGCAGUACCUGUCCAAGGUGCCAGACUCCAUGAAGCAGCUGGAGGCACCUUUGGGCGAGGGCUGACCCAACUCCCCUCUCCUGUGUGAGCACAGCAAGCACCCAGGGCUCCUAGAGUUGUAGAGCUGAUUCCUUCCAUAAUCCAACAGUCGGUACUGGUGUGACAGCUGUGAAACUGCUGCCAAACUACUGCCAAACUGCUGCAGCUGGGAGGCUGGAGAGACCAUGUCCAUGUCCAGCACAAGAACUGAACAAAGUGGCAGGAAGUUCCAUGUCUGCAAUGGCUUUAAACUUGCAAACUUGUCUUUUUGUUUUGUUUUGUUUUCCUUUAAGCUGUCGCAUACUAUUGCUGCUGGCCCAGGGACAGGUAGGUUAGACUGAACCCACUGACUUGUACACUCUUCCCCAAAAAUUGUUACCCUAUUCCCUGCUGACCUAAGGCACAAGCUCCUAACCCAGAACCUGAGAUAGCCCCAAGUUCAGCAUCUGUGGCACUAAACACUGGGGCAGGGAGGUCUUGCUCUUCUAAAAGCUAAUUUCACAGAUGCUUCAGUCCUGACACUCUGCGACUUCAGUUGCAAACUCUCUAACUUUGACAAGUCCCUUUUAGUGUCAUGUAACCUACUAAGGACUAACUUACCAUGUUGAUGUCAAGGUUGCAUGUUGCUUUUAUGCGUAUUUAACCACAGGAAUUGUUUUGCACACUUAUUUGUAAUAUGUUAUUUCUUUUAAAUAAAAGUGACUAACUUUGCUGUAUUCCCUGAUGGUCACAGCCAUGGUUUCCGUUGCUUCAGGCUGGGGGAAUAAACAUGUGAGUCAAUAGUGGUGGCUGGUGAAGGACAGGAGCUGAACCUGCUGCAUGAAGAGGGGACAGAAGCACGUGAGCCACUGCCUGGGACAUGCACCUUGUUGUCUGUCCAACUUGCCAGAGCAAACCAGCUCUUGUUCAGCACUUACCUCACCAUUGCCCCACUGCUGGGCUGAGGCUCCUCAGCUUGGAAGAGCUGGACCAGCAGAAGGAGCUGGAAGAGUCAUUUCCCAGAGAAGGAUGCGAUGCUGGAGCCGCUCCCCAGGGGUGAGGUACAUCCCUCACUGGGUCAGGAUCCCAGCACCAGGAAACUCCUCAACUCCCCAUCCAGCCCUCCUGGGCUCAGCUGCUGCUGCACCAACCCCCUGCCCUCCUGUCCCACUUAUCCCAGAGCUGACAAGAGACUACAAACACAUUUCUGGGGAAGAUUUAAAACUCUUCUUAACGUGUAAAAUCUUCCUCAAAUGUCUGCUCCAACGUGGCAGCAGGAAUGAAAAUAACACACCUGUGCAGGCAGCCAGUAGUGCUGCACUACCCUGGAAUGCCCUAAUACACCUCAGAUUUCUUGUGCUACCUGCAAAGGGCUGUGAUUAGGUACAGCUGUUGUACAGUGAACAAAUCCAGCACAGAACUGAGUGUUCCCAGCUGGCUCUGGCCCCAGGCUGCUCUGCCAGUGCUUCACUGCAUCGCUCGCUGCGGUACUGCCUCUGUGGAUGAAUUCACCCAGUGUUUGCACAGCUCUACAAUCAUGGAACAGUGCUCAGUCAGUCACUUUUUGGGAAAAGGAAUGGUGCUUUGAGGAUUGUGGGCCCUGCACCUGGCACUGAUGGACUGGUGAUAGCACAGGGCCACGGGAUCACCCCCAGCCACCAGGAAAGCAGAGAGCUGGCACAGCAAAACACACAACUGUUCCUGGAACACAACCUAUUGCCACCAGCAGCUGCUCUUAAAUAGAGGGAUUAGCAGUUUCUUUUGUAUUAAAAAGUAACUCAACGCCUUCUCUCCUCAUUUUGCCAUCUCUCUCCACAGUACCUGUGUCACAGUUCAGAAUCCUGACAGGAAAUAAUGAGUCAGUGCACUAAAUUCUACAGUAAUUCCAGGUAUCUGCCAGCAGAAACUGUGGAAUACGAGGAUUGCUUUCAGAGCCUUUAGGCAGUCACAAUAAAGGAGAAAAUACAAGAUUAAACAGUGAGACAUGACCAGUAAGAACAGACACAGGGCAGAAGGGCCGUGUUGGACACAGCAGCCACAGAAAUGCCACUGGGCUGGGGCUGGGUCACACUGCUCUGCCUGCCUCUGGGCAGAGUCACAAUCACAGCACUCGCUGCCUCCAUGUAAGCUAUUUUCUUCUUCUUCCCCAAGGAUUCUGUUUGUUCACACCAUUCAGACCAGGCUUUCUGUUCAAAGAACAGGCUUUGCCCAUUCAGCUCCAAACACCACAGCCCUUCCCAGCAGUUCCACAGCAUCCAAGGCUUGUGGAGUUGGAUUUCUCCCCAACUCUUGAAACCAUUGCCAUAAAAACCAGACCCAGCUUCCAGGAAAGUUUCCCCUGGUCCUUGAAAGCAUUUCCCCAACUGCUGAGAAACAGAGACUUUAACCAAUGCAGGAAGAGGGGAUCAGACACCAAACCCCCAUUCAUGACAGCAAUUCCAGAAAGUGACAUCUCCUAAAUCUUACUUACAGCAAUAAUGAUCCAUAAUGAGCCAGAAUGAUCCAUAAUGAGCCAUCUAGGGCAGACACGUUCCUGGCCCCUCCUGUGCCCCAAACAGUGCAAAGCCCUGGCAGGAUCCAGCCCCAGGCUCCUGGGACACAGCCUGCCUGUGGGGGCACCUUGGUUUGCUGGGGCUGACACAGAAGCUGCAUCGACCCCAAAUAGACAUCAAUAUUCCAAACACACUUGUUGAGUAAUUUCAACUUAGUUAAUUUGCUGAAUAAAAUUUAAUUUUAUUUAAAAAAAUCUUAUACACUAUUAUUCACCUAGCCCUAGUUGUGAACAGAUUCUCACUUCUGAAAAUAAACCACAUUCUAGUCAAUUCAUUCAACACCAAAUUAAAUUACUAGUACUGGAUUUUUUUUUCUUAAAAAAAGUAUGUUAAAACUUUACUUUUUUUAUUUUUAAAACCUCUAAAGAAAACGUUGCAAUUGUACAGAAAUGCUUCUUUUCAGGUUAUGCUUUUUUUUUAAACGCCUGUUAUAAAUCCAGCUUGUGUAGAGUUUUUUUUCAUAGUUUUUUAAUGUAUUAUCUGCAGAGACAUUGUAACAGUUCCAUUGUGUGGAUGAACACAAAACUUGUACAGAUUUCUCAUAUUUGGUCUUUAGGUAAAUAGUUUCCAAAAGCUGCCUAAAAUAACCACUCCAAACUGUUCAGUCCAUCGUGAAAAUACAGUUUUUUCCUUUCAGAGCAGGAAAGGAAAUAUAAAUAAUGCAUCUUUAUUACAGAACAGGACAAAAACCAGAUUCCGAUGGAGCCAACUCCAGCUCCCACUCACCUGGCUGCAGGAGAACUAAGACGUUGUGUGAGUUGAAGACUGAACAGCAGCCUUAUUUCAAUUGAAUUUUGAAAUGUAAAGUGGAAUCUAUUACCACAUUAAAGUGAGAAAUCACCGAUACAUUUUAAAAUGUUCAACUGCAGAACACACACUUAAAAAAAAAAAAAAAAUUAUUACCAUAAUCUGGUAGCCACUGUUAGAAAACCACAACAGCUACUGGUCAUGGAGACCCCGAGGUCAGUGUCUGACAUCAAAGUGUUACAGAGAAAUGGGGCAGAUUAAUUUCUACUGAAGGGUGCUUAAGCUUAAAAAUAUCGAAUAUACCUCUGACAAGAUAAUUUUACUCUUUUUAAAAGGACUCGUGAUAGAGAAUUUUAUCUUUCUAAAUGAAGAACAGUCUGUUAUCUUAAACAUACACAAUAUUAAGCGAGACUCUUGUUUUACUUUAGACUGGAAAAAUAUGCCAGGGACAGUCAAAGUCAACACAAAGUAACAAACAGCAAAAGGUAGCAGAGAGAGAAACAGGUAAGUGCAGCUCUGGUCAAAUCCAUAGCAGUUCUUUACGUCAGUUAACGGCUCAUUUACAUCAGAGUUUCUAAUCAGUUACAUGCAAGCCCAAAGAAGCGUUUGAUCACUACACAUGGUAAUAAAAUUUGAUUAAAUUUAUCAGGCAACUGCUAAAAUAUGAAAAUUUGCAGAUGUAAUAAAGUAGCUUUAUCUGAACUUGAACAGGACAGACAAAAGUAAAUCAUUCCGUUGGUUAAAAAAACCCUACAUUCAGUUUUUUACCAAACAAAAUUUCACAUGAAAAGUAGUUGUGUGAUUCCAAAGUUUCCGGAGUAGAAAUGGAGUGAUUUGAAAUGUCAAAGACCCCAUUGUUUUGCAAAGAAAUGAAAAUACACCUCAAAAAUUUCUAAUUCCACGUGUGAACAACAAAAUACUGCAUAUCUAUCAACAACUGCAUGGGUGGGUGGUUCGGAAAGGCUUAGCUGCCACGGUGUCGGAAUGGCUCCUGCCUCUGUUCCCUUUAGGAAUACACAAUCGCUUGAAACCAGUCACACUAAGCGCUAUCAUGCUGCCGUUACACUGAGAUCCUCAGUCCUGGGAAUCAUCUGACAGAUCCUGUUAAAGCUGCAGCCCUCCCAGCACACACAGUCCGUGGGGCAGGAGGGACGGGGGCACAGCCUCUACAACAACAUGGUUCUGCAGUUUGACUUUAAAUUACCAAGUUUUAAGGCCACCUGUGUUGGGUUUUGUUUCAGUGCUGAAAGUUGAAGUCUGAUUCACAGGGCCCCUUUCCCCACUGCGUGAGAACAUGUUCCAACAUUUUAGGUGUUAGAUUUAAGUGUCUCCUUUUGGCACCACGGAGUUUUUCGUUGGUUUUUUUGUGUUUGUGUUUUUUGUUUUUUUU